This is a messenger RNA of Rhipicephalus sanguineus (brown dog tick), 1511 nucleotides long. RefSeq names its product scoloptoxin SSD20-like. The transcript has 5 exons. Gene Ontology annotation, cellular component: plasma membrane. The record is from RefSeq and is a predicted model, not a curated record. The coding region runs from base 271 to 747 and encodes 158 amino acids. Gene Ontology annotation, molecular function: glutathione gamma-glutamate hydrolase. Gene Ontology annotation, biological process: glutathione catabolic process. NCBI's taxonomy places the organism in Eukaryota, Metazoa, Arthropoda, Arachnida, Ixodida, Ixodidae.
GGCGGGCGUGCGUUACCAAGGAUUGCUGGGCUCCGCCAACGUCACUGAGAACCACAGACUGAACGACCGCUUACCGGAUGCAGUCGCCAUGCGUCACAAACGCUACAACCGCCACCCUCACCGCUUGAAGCCACGCACUCUGAAUAUCAGUCACCGAGCACUACACAGAUGUGACACGAGACCAUAUGAAACGUGUCUCCCUCAUCGUACAGGAACAUCCUGAACCAGAACGGUACUGCGGGUGACGUUGCCGUCGCGGCGACCCUCUGCAUGUGCGUCGCCCUUCCCAAUCGCUGCGGAAUCGGAGGCGGACUGUUCGCCAUCUACUACAGCUGGAAAGACAAGCAAGCAAUCGUCGUUGACGGACGCGAAACUGCACCGGUGGCCGCCAACUGGAAGUCCUACGAAAGAAUCGGCCGCAUAACCAAGGCCAUGUACGUAGGCGUGCCGGGGCAGAUGGCCGCUCUGGAGACGAUACUAAACGUGACCGGCACCACAGUGCCCUGGGCCAACCUCUUCGUCGACGCGAUAGCCCUGGCGCGUGACGGCUUUCCGGUCAGCCCCGAACUGGCCGAGAUCAUCGCUUCCAAGCCCGAGAUCGGCACCAGUCCACUGCGGUACGACUUUCCGUCUAUUGGUUGUGAUGCGUGUGCUAUGGAUGGGCCAGACGGUGAAGCAGGCCUCCGAUUGGGGUCGGCUGCACCACCAGUUCGUACCGGGCACGCUGUACGCAGAGAGCACCGUUAGUCGCGAAGUUGUGGACACGCUCAAGUUCUUCGGCCACAAGACGGAGGUCGAGGACAGGUCGCCCAGUGACGUCAUGGCAAUCGCACGCACCUUCGGUGAGGCCAGCAGCGGCGACCGCAUCUACGCUACCUACGACUUCCGGCGACAGACCAACAACUUCGUGGACGGAGACUGACACCCACCAGCGUGUUUCGUCACUUCCGGCACCGCACGCGACGAUGGGGAUCGCAGCGCCGUAUGUGGACGGCAUCGGAAGUGCACACUGUUGUAGAUCUAUGCAAAGUUGGCGCGAGUAACUCCACUGCGAACAUUCUAUAGCUUAUUGGUUAUAUAUAGGUAGAAAUCAAGUUGCAAGAUUUCAAGUGUCAUUCUAAUGUAUUAUGGAAACAUUCAAGGCCAAUCUAAUACCAAUUUCAAUAUUGUACCGCAACGUAUUGUUGACGGUAAACACGUGUUUGUAAAAAGUGUAGGAAACAGUGUUGCAUUUACGGCAUCAAUAAGUUUUUAAGCGCCCCACGAAGAUGCAUCAAAUAAAGCAGAAUUUGCUACCGAUUUAAGCAGUCCACAUACCUUUAGUCUUAUUUAAAGCGUUCUCUCACACGAUUAUCGCAAUUGCGCUGACACUGACCUAUUAUGCCUGUCAUCUGCGUAAUGUUUCUUUGAAUUUAAUUGUGAAUAUAUGCAAAAGCUAUUCUUGUGGUCUUCUCUCUUUAUCUUAUCUACAUGCUCUGCUGUUAAGCUUCAAUGUAUUCGUAUUUUUUUGU